GGACCCUGACACCUUAACACAAGUUGUGAACAAUUUCUUUUCCCUUAGCAGAGACGACGAACGAAGCGCAGAAGAUGCAGACCUUACGAAAUGGAAUUCGAUCUCUCAGAUCGGCUUCAUCUGCUUCUUUUCCUUCAGAUUUAAGGCGGUGCAUUGACGGCGCUUUGCCUGCGAUUUCCGUGACCGGAAGAGGAGGUUCUUUUGCGGACAGAGGAUCCGUUUUGGGUUUUGUAGCAGGAGCGAGGACUUUCUCUCAAUCAGCCGCUUGUGCCUCUUCUACUGCGUUGGACAAGGAGGAGGUUACCACUCGUGUUGUGGAUCUUCUCAAAUCCAUCCCUUUUGUUGAUCCCGCCAAGGUGAGCCCGGUGGCAAGUUUCAAGGAUGACUUGCAAUUGGAUACGUUGGACAAUGUGGAAGUAAUGGUGGCAGUGGAAGAAGAAUUUGCUGUGGAUAUCCCUGACAAUGAAGCCAGUAAAUUUUCUACCACAGCCCAUCUCAUUGAUUACAUUGCAAUCCAUCCUCGAGCAAAAUGAAAAUCCUUUUCUUUCUAGGUGAAGCCUUUUUAUGCUGACCUAUUGAGUUUGCUGUUUAUUCCAGCUUCCCCUCCGUAGCCAAUUCAAAGGUUUGUCAUAACAUUCAAAGGUUUGUAAUAAUGUUAUGCUGGACUAUACGAAACAGUAUCAUUCAUGUUGGACUGGUUUUUACUUGUUAAGCUUCUUCUUGAUGCAUUAUGCAUUAGAGCUUCUAGCUCCAAUCUUUAAAUCAGAAAUAUUUGUUA
Molecule: messenger RNA, 778 nt
Organism: Macadamia integrifolia
Lineage: Eukaryota; Viridiplantae; Streptophyta; Magnoliopsida; Proteales; Proteaceae
Product: acyl carrier protein-like
Exons: 2
Coding region: 75-533 (152 amino acids)
Biological process (GO): fatty acid biosynthetic process
Cellular component (GO): mitochondrion
Molecular function (GO): acyl binding; acyl carrier activity
Source: RefSeq, a predicted model, not a curated record